Messenger RNA from Gadus morhua (Atlantic cod), 759 nucleotides. Its product is annotated as protein ANTAGONIST OF LIKE HETEROCHROMATIN PROTEIN 1-like. NCBI's taxonomy places the organism in Eukaryota, Metazoa, Chordata, Actinopteri, Gadiformes, Gadidae. The transcript is spliced from 3 exons. The record is from RefSeq and is a predicted model, not a curated record. The coding region runs from base 1 to 759 and encodes 252 amino acids.
AUGGCUGACAUCGCCACCAUCGCUGCGCUUUAUUUGCUGUGGGAGUCCGAGGAGCGUCGCAAACGCCGUCGUGUUUGGGUGCACGACAUCCUCCGGAGACGGCCACAGCUGGGUGAGUUUCACCACUUGCUCCAAGAACUCCGCCUGGAUGACGGCCGGUUUCAGCGGUACUUUCGACUGAGUCGGGCCCAGUUCGAUGACCUGCUAGCCCGGGUUGGUGCCAGGAUCUCCCGUCAGGACACCAACUACAGGCGCUCCAUAUCAGCUGCGGAGCGCCUGUCUGUCUGUCUCCGAUUCCUGGCUACUGGCGAUUCGUUCCGGACGAUAGCCACCAGCUUCCGGGUCGGGUCCUCCACCGUGGCUUCCAUCGUGUCCGAUGGGGUGACGGCUAUAUGGGACUGCCUGGUGGAGGAGUUCAUGGCUGUGCCCACUACCGAGGACUGGAGGGUGAUUGCGCAGCAGUUCGAGGAGCAGUGGAACUUCCCUCUCUGUUGCGGUGCCAUCGAUGGGAAGCAUGUUGUUCUGAAGGCCCCUGCGAACUCUGGUUCGCAGUUCUUCAACUACAAGGGAACAUUUUCCAUUGUUCUCUUGGCAGUUGUCGACGCAGACAAGUGCUUCCGCAUCAUCGAUGUGGGGGGCUAUGGGAGAACCAGGCAUGGAGGAAUUCUGGCCAACUCGGUGUUUGGUCAGGCCCUCCGAGCUGGCGAUCUCAAGCUCCCUGCUGACAGAACUUGGGUAUGCCAUACACACCCCACCUAG